GCACCGCGAGACUUUUGGACCAGCAGUGCAAUAUUAAACUCCUUCAAUGGGAGUUUUCCACUGUUGUUUUAGGAGUGGGCAGCAUGCGAAAGCUUCGUCACAAGCCCGCGAGCCUACGCACCCAAGCUCUGGUGCCGGACUGCAGCUACUGCAGUCAGCGGACUACCGGACAAUAGGAGAUGGCUUCGAAGCGAGCUUCGACCCUCGAGAGCGGGAACACGACAAGUGCCGGUCAUCGAGCACUGCGGAACAAGAGCACGGUGGCACCAGCAGCGUUGCCCUUAUCGAUGCAUCCACGCCUUUUGGGACGCCAUAUCUCCAGUCCCGUGGCCGGCUCUCAGACUGCGGUAAAGUCCGGCCCGAGUUGCAAAUUCUCAACUCACCCUUCUCGAGCGCGGCGGGCUUCGGCCAAAAGACGCAACAGGCCGCGGGUUCUCAGUUUUUGGACGUGGAAAACCUCGUGAAUCUGCAGCGCUCGCCCACAAGCAAGGCGGAGCUAGCCUUCGACGGGUCUUCCGCCUGGCCCCGCACACGGACGUUUGACGACCUUCGUGCCAGCAUAUCCAACGCAUACUGGAUCGGCCAAGGCGCUAGCGGCGCGGUGGUUCGAGCUCAAUGGCGCUCGGAGGGAUGUACUUGCGCCAUCAAAUGGAUUGUGUGUGACGCGCCAAAUGCGCCGGCCGCGUACAUGGAGGCUCUUGUAGCAAAAAUGCUGGCUCACCCGUACCUCGUCCAGACCUUUGAGUAUGGCCUUUGCCAGCUGGACGCCUCCUUCGAGGAGCUGAGCUGCAAGGCUCGGGGGCUGGGCAGUAUCUUUGGCCUCUCGGACCUGUGCGCCGCUUCGCCGCUGCAGCAGGCCGGCGGUGCCGGCAUCUCGCUUGCAGCUUCCACCAGCCGCAGCAACGCUGCGGGCGCGGACACGGGCGGCAGUGUGGCGUACAGUGAGGAGCAGUUCUCAGUCCUGGCCACACCGGACAGCUUCGACGGGCCGAACGCCCCCGAGCCGCAGCUGCCGAGCCGGCCCGUGGACUGCGUGGACGUGCUGAAGCAGCUGGGCGCGGCGCCGGGCAAGUACGUGGUGCAGAUCGUGAGCGAGUGGUGUGACGAGGGCACGCUGCACGCCGCCGUCCGCAAGGGCGUGUUCAGGGCGCAGCCGCAACACCGCCGCUCGCGGACUUGGGCGCUGCGGGCACUGCUACGAACGGCACGCGAGGUCGCCUUGGGUAUGUGCCACCUGCACUCCCUCAACAUCAUCCAUGGCGACCUCAAGCCCGGCAAUGUGCUGCUCAAGAGCAGCCGCGUGGACUCGCGAGGCUUUGUGGCCAAGGUCGCGGACUUUGGACUGUCGCGGCUGCUGACGGCCACGACCGGGGACAGCUGCGGCGGGCAGCAGUACGUGCCCACCUCGGAGUGGGCCACGGUGGCCUACAUGGCGGGCGAGUACCUGGACAACAAGCUGUGCAAGAGCUCGGACGUUUACUCGUUCGGUGUGCUGCUGUGGCAGAUGUUCACCGGCAAGGCGCCGUUUGCGGGCCACCACGAGGCGCAAGUGGCUGUGGGCGUGAUGACCGGGAGCCUGCAGCUGGAGUGGCCGACCAACAUGCCGCCGCCCCUGGCACGCCUGGGCCAGGCCUGCUGCCGCCACGAGCCCGAGCAGCGGCCCACGUUCAAGGAGUGCGUUGUCGCGCUGGCGGGCAUUGAGGCGCAGGUGCGUGAGGCCGCCGCCAACGCCAAACAGCGCUUCGCGACCAUGUCCGCCUCCGCCUCGUCGCGCGGCAUUGCGCUGCUCGGCGCAAGCAGCGGCGCCGCCUUCGGCCCGAGCACAAUGCCCACGUGCGCCUCGACGCUCGACAUGUCCUGCGGCGGCGCGCCGGCCCCCGUCUCCUCGGCCGCCGGCUUCGGCGCCGGCGCGGGCGCAGCCCACUACGGCAGCAUCAGCAGCUACCUGCACUAUCCGAGCGGCUUCCCAUCGGCCGUGGCGGUGCCGUACCCCCACGUGGCCACAGCCACGCCCUUCAUGUCCGCUGCCUGGGAGGCUGCCGCCGCCGGCGGCGGCGCAUCCGCCGCCCAGCAGGCCCAGCAGGCCGGCCUGCAGUACCCGCCGGGCAACGCGCCCUACCUCUACCAACCGUACAUCCACGUGCAGCCGCAGGUGCCGCUGCGUACGUGCUUUUCAAUGGAGCCCACGUCGCACUUGUACGGGGGGCCUGGCGGCGGCGGCAGCGCCGCCGCCGCCGCCGGGUCCAUCACCGCCGCCGUCGGCAGCACCAUCGGCGGCCCUCUCGACAGCAGCGUCGCCGCCACAGAGCCGCCCAUGUUUAUGUCGCUGGCUCACAGCGCAGGGAAUCUGCAGACGGCGGCGUCCGCCUCCCGCUCCACGACGAGCACAGCCCAGGGCGAGGAUACGACGGCCCCCGCCACCGCCUCCGGCGCGGCGCCGCUGCAGCAGACGCCAGCGCUGUCGCAGGCGGCGCCUAGGAACACAGCCAGUCUGGAGGCUGCCGGCUCAAGCCUAUCGGAUGCUGCCAUGCUUGUCGACGGUGCAAGCCAGGCAGAGGCGCGCGGCAUGCAGGCUGCGCCUGCGCCUGCGGCAUUCGCUGCUGGCCCGGACGUCGACAACAGCCUUUGCUUCAGCAUAGGCUCCGCUGCGCUGCUCCCGGCGGUCUUUGGCAACAACAACAUCUUUGCGGUGCUCCCAGACAGCAGCACCGCCACGAACCAUGCGCACGUGCCAGUCCACACCGUGGGCAUAGCAGCGGGCGCGGGUGCCGCGGGCAGUGCCGCUGCGCCCACCGCGUCGUCGACGGCGGAUGAGUCGACAGAAGGCGCCGUCAGCGCCGCUACCGCCGCCAGCACCGGCACCGCAAGCGUCGUUGACGCCAGACCCGCCUACGGGAGCAUUGCUGCCAGCCACGCGACCCACAUGGGGAACAACGGGCCAGGCCAGCACUUCAAACGGCCCAACACCGGCUUUGACUGUGCACCCGCCGGCGCGCCACUCGCCGUCCCCGCCUCCGCCUCCCGUCCCGUAUUUGCGUCCGCCGCCCCGCCCUCGUUCCGCUGCGACAGCGACGUGGCUCCCAGCGUCCUGGCUCUGCCGCCGUCGCCAUUGCUCGGCGAGCCCUGGGUGCAGUCGCCCAUCGCCGGCGGCACCAUUGGCCGGCUGGAGCAAAGCCUGCAGGGCCACGCCUACGCCUCAUACGCCGACAUCGCUGCGCAGUCCGCGUCGCUGUUCAUGGCGUGCGGCAGCACCGGCGGCCGCGGCUACUGCAUGCCAACGUCGUCCGAACCGCCGUGCGCCGGCGCCACGUCGGCGCCGCAACACGGGGGCGCCGCCGCCUCCGCCGCGGCGGCCGGCCGCGGCCGGCCGCCGCCGCCGCUGCCAGCCGCGGCGCUGAGCAGCGCCUCCGCCGCCAGCUGCGGCACGGCGGGUACGGCGCUGAUGACGGGCAUGAUGACAACGUACGGCGGCAGUGCGGGCCUAGGCUCGUCCACGGUCUGGAGCUCGUCCAUGUACGGCACCUCGCCGCCGCUGCACGGCACGCAUGUGCACACGCUGCCGUUCUACCAGGCGGGCGCCGCCGGCGCACUGGCGACGGCAGCUGCGGCGGCCGCCGCUGCUGCCGCCACGGCCUCUGCGGCGGCGUCUGCAUCCUGCCACGCCCCCGUCGCGACCGACACUGCGCUUGUGUCCCCGCCGAUGCAGCAAUCGACGGCGCCGCGGCAGUUGCAGCAGUGGCAUUCGCAGCCGCAGUCACAGCCUCAGACACCGCAGUCGCAGACACAGACGCAACAGUCACAGGCUCCGCAGCAGCGCCCGGCGCCGAAGAUCCCUCCACCUGCACAGCUCUACGCAAGCGCCGGUCCCUCGCUCGAGCGUGAAAGCUCGCUGCCAGUUUCUGCCGGCGGCUUCGCCGCCACAAGCGCCGGCACAGAUCUUUCUGCCAACGCCACCAGCAGCGCGGUUGCUGCUAUGUUGGGCAGCGACGCAGCUGUGGGGCCGCAUGGUUCAUCCAGUCCGGGCGCCGGCGGGGCCGUGGCCGCCCGCGCCUCGCCUGGCGUGACGCCCACGCGCACGCCGACGCACCUGGGGGCGGCUGUAGCAAACCACCACGGCGGCCCGUCGCUCAGUGACCGGCUACUGCCACACCGCUCCGGAAACCGCUUCGGCGAGUCGCCGGGCAAUCUGUUCUCUGUACCAGAGAUCAACAGCGGCAGCUGCGACGGCUUUAACGCGCCGACCUUCGGUGCCGCCUGCGGCGCCCGCGGCGCCGAUAACUCUGGCAGCAAUGGCAGCGGCGGGCCGCGCAUACUCUCCGGCGUGCCGUCGCCCAAGCAUACGCCGAGUGCCAUGCAGAUGCACCAAAUGCACGUGCAGAUGCAGAUGCAGACGCAGUUGCAGAUGUACCAGCAGCACCAGCACCAGCAACAAGUCGUGCAGGCCAUGCAACAACAGGGUAUGCAACAUGCGGCCACGCAACAGCAACAGCAGCAGCAGGUGCCAUACCCGUGGUACCCGCCGUCGGCCUUCUCCCCUACGCAUGCCGGUCGUGGCUUCCCCGGCAAUGGCUUCGCCCUUCCCACCGGAGCAUCGCCGUACAUGAGUGGGAAUGGCAGUGGCGGCGGCGGCGGUGAAAUUGCCGCUGCCGCCGAGCAGCCGCAUUAUAGCCGUAGCGCAAACGCUGCCGCGGCCCUGACAAGCACUGCACAGCAGCAGGCCCCCGCGCCCGGAGCGCCCGCGGCAGCGGGCAGUGGCAGCGGUGGCGGCUUCGGCUAUCGCACGCUACCCGGCUACAACAGCAACGGCGCGUGGGUCACCGUCCGUAAGCUCCCCGUGCCUGCACAGUACCUUGGUGGCGCGGGCUCCACCGGUGGCGCCAACAGCUUUGGCGGCGGCGGCGGCCCCGGCGGCAUCCUGUCGGCAAUGCCCGUGCCCAUGCAUUCGAUGGGCAGCGGCCGCCGAGGUAGCUCCAGCACCGUGCUGCAACACGUGCCGGAAGAUGACGGAGACAGCGCCAGCGGCGCCUGAAAGAGUGCGGCCGGGGCGGCGUCGCUCGCGAGCUCCUUCGGAGAACGGUUGAGGAGGAGAAUAAUUUUUGGGUUUACCCAGUGUGGGUUGGCCGGAAUGGCCGAUCUGCUUGUUCGUCCCACGCCCAUGGAGGUGGCAUCUGGUUGCAGUGUUGCCGAGCCGUCACAGCUCGGGGCCUGCAAGGUCGCGAUGCGCUGUGGCGAGCGCGUGUUGCAAGCGCAGCAGGGUGACCUGGGGACGCCGCCCGCAGAGCCUUUCGCCUCUCCUGUGCACCGUGACCAAGCCUUUCAUCCGCCCGUUCCCAUGAGCGAAUGAACGACUGAUGCGAUGGCUCAGGCGCGCACAUCCUUACGACCUUACAGCUUUUGGUGCGAAACCAGAAUGCGCGCGUGAGAAGAUGCGACACGGGCCCUCGCAGUGCCGUACACGCAUUCGUUUGCUUGCCUCCGUACGCCUUGACAUCGGGCCACAUCUUGUUACUUGCAUUGAGAGUUAGAGCUAUAGGCCGAACCAUGGUACUUUUGCAGGGCGCAUGUGCAAAGAGCGGUUCUGGCAGGAACGCGCUCCGCCACGCGUAAAAGCGCGGGCUCGGAAGGUUCUGCUGUGUGUCCGCUGUCACGGGGGCCGGUGCAGGCUGUGCGCGCUCCCAUGACGUAUCUUGCCGUUCUUGCUGCAUGAUCCCAGGUAGUACCUGUGAACCCUUGUAUGUGAUCCGCUGCAGUGUUCUGUACUGCUGAUUACGUAUUGCGGCAUGCCUCCAUA
Molecule: messenger RNA, 5791 nt
Organism: Chlamydomonas reinhardtii
Lineage: Eukaryota; Viridiplantae; Chlorophyta; Chlorophyceae; Chlamydomonadales; Chlamydomonadaceae
Exons: 10
Coding region: 710-5029 (1439 amino acids)
Biological process (GO): protein phosphorylation
Molecular function (GO): protein kinase activity; ATP binding
Source: RefSeq, a predicted model, not a curated record